Messenger RNA from Theobroma umbraticum, 1330 nucleotides. NCBI's taxonomy places the organism in Eukaryota, Viridiplantae, Streptophyta, Magnoliopsida, Malvales, Malvaceae. The record is from RefSeq and is a predicted model, not a curated record.
CAACCAAGGCUUAACUUAGAACCGAAAACUUCUAUAAUCCAUUAUAAAACCAGAUACAUCAUACACAGCUCGCAGCAUACAACGUACCGAAACACUUUAGAAAUCACCGUGUUAAUUCAGUGAAUUAACUGAUCCAUAUAAACUAAUGUCAGGUGAAACCCCUCGCGCGACAAUCACGGAUCCGUUCGAGUAUCUUCAGAUCGUCCUCAAUCCUGAUGGCACCCUCACCCGCAAGCUCAUGCUUCCCCGCGUUGCAGCCGAACCAAAUGAUCCCGAGGGCCGGGCUCCAGUCCUCUCCAAGGACGUCCGUAUUAACCUAUCAAACAACACUUGGGCACGUAUAUUUCUACCCCGUCAGGCGCUAGAUUGUACUUCUUCUUCGGCCAACAAGUUGAAGUUGCCUCUCGUAGUUUACUACCAUGGCGGAGGGUUCAUUCUCUUAAGCGCAGACGUGGGCAUUCUUCAUGACUAUUGCUCCAACAUGGCCAAGGCUAUCCCUGCCGUCGUCGUAUCGGUCGACUACCGCCUCGCUCCUGAAAAUCGGCUGCCGGCGGCUUAUGAUGAUGGUCUGGAAGCGUUGCACUGGAUUAAAAUCACUCGAGACGAGUGGUUGAGAGAGUAUGCCGAUCUCUCUAAUUGUUUCCUUAUGGGUUCCAGUGCGGGCGGUAACAUCGCUUACCAUGUAGGCUUACGUGCGGCGGAUGUGAUCGAUGCAUUGGAACCUUUGAAGAUCAAAGGGCUGGUGUUGCAUCAACCUUUCUUCGGUGGGACCCAGAGGAUUGCGUCAGAGUUGAGGUUGAUGAACGAUCCAGUUUUGCCACCAAUUGUUUCCGAUGUGAUGUGGGAUUUGUCUUUGCCAAUUGGCGUUGACCGCGAUCACGAGUUUUGUAAUCCGACGGUGGAUGGUGGGUCAAAGCAGUUGGAGAAGAUCAAGUCGUUAGGAUGGAAAGUGUUGGUGAAUGGUUCUGACGGGGACCCACUCAUUGACCGUCAGAUAGAGCUGAUGAAGUUGGUAGAGGGGAAGGGUGUGCAAGCUGUGCGAAACGUUAGAGUUGGAGGUUUCCAUGGAGAAGAGGAUAUGGAUAUGUCCAAGGCACAUGCCAUGCACAUGGUCGUUAAAGAUUUCAUUACGUCUUCCAAACAGAUCCCUUAAUAAACCAAGUAAACUCCGCGACUGAAAUAAAAUGAUGACCAGUGGUGUCCUAGCUUUUGGUAACAUCGUCAUUUACUUGUACAAUUUGAUUUAAGUAUUAUUCAAACCUGCAAUCUUCUGUCAAGAACAAAAGAUGAUCAAGCUUUAAUGUUAAUAAGCAAUGUUGUUUUCCCCGUA